ACUCCCAGGUGUCCCUGCGGCUGCUUUCCUCGCUUACUGUGGUCGGGCAAGCGGGGCCUACAACUCCCUGCGGUCCUCACGGCGACGUCUCUCGCUCCGCCUACGGCUCCCAGAGGGCUCCAUGCCUCCCCGGUUCGAUUCCCGGGUGCGCUUGCGCGUGAGCAGAAUGGAACAGCAGAGGGGGCUCCUGUUGUUAUUUCUGGGGGUGCAGCUGCUGUUGGUGGGAAUGUUCCUCUACCAGAACCACCGCGGCCAGGGCUUCACCUCCUUCCUGCGCUUCCUAAUACAAGCCAAGCCAGAGGAAGCAGAGGGGCUGCCUUUCCUGGCUCAGGUUGCCUCUGCCGGACUCCCUUCCUGGGACGUGUACUCCAACCUCAGCCAGAUCCACCCCAUGGACCUCAGCGACGAGGAUCUGCCUAACUGCCCCGCCAUCUCGCCCUACAUUAAUGGCCCCCUGAAGGUGAUGAUCCCAGAGAACCUGACGAUGGAGCAAGUGGUGGAAAAGAACCCCCUGGUGGAGCUGGGAGGCCAGUACUGGCCACCCGACUGCUGGACACACCACCACACCGCAGUAGUGGUGCCCUACUAUGGGCAGGCCCGGCACCUGCAGCAUCUGCUCUUCCACCUGCACCCCUUCCUGCAGCGCCAGCAACUGCACUAUGGCAUCUACGUGGUGAACCAGGUGAACAGCACUGCCUUCAACCGGGGCAAGCUGCGCAAUGUGGGCUUCUGGGAGGCCAUGCAGGAUGAGGACUGGGACUGUGUCUUCUUCCACGACGUGAACCUACUCCCAGAGGACGACCGCAACCUCUACAUCUGUGACAUCUUCCCUGCCCAUGUGGCGGUGGCCAUUGACAAGUUCAACUACAAGCUGCCCUACCGAGGCUACCUGGGAGGGGUGUUUGCCCUGCGGCCCAUUCACUACCUGAGGAUAAAUGGCUUCCCCAGCACACACUGGGGCUGGGGUCGUGAGGACGAUGACAUCGCUGCCAGUCCUGGCCUUCAGGCUCUGAUCCGCCACAAGUGGCGGCCCAAUGGCACAGACUUGCUGGACUACAGACUGCUCUCCAAGGAGCUGCAACCCCUCUACACCAAUCUCACUGUGGACAUCAGCCCCUCGGUGCCCGGCUGACGGCUGUCUGGAGGCGGGGCUGGAAUCCCCCACCCCUCCCACCCAGCACAUCUGGAUUCUUUCUUUCUUUCUUUUUUUUUGGGCAUUGGGUUUCUUUCCCGCAGCCUCACCCCCCCAACCUGGCUUCGUAUUAAAGGAGGGUUUAUUGUAAUACUCGCUUCUCCUCUCUGCCAUCCCUAACCUGCGUCCUCCCAUUUCCAUCCAUUCAGUCUCACCCCAAUGCCCCAGAUUCUAGUUCUCUCCUUGCAGUUCAAAGUGCUUAAGGCAUAUCCACCCGUGUGCACCUCACAAGAACUUGUGGGGUAGCGCUGCUGUCAUCUUCCUUUUGAAAGCCAGGGCAGGUGAGUUAAAUACAUUUCCUGAUGGGUAGAGAACCAAGUACAGGAACCUGGCUCCUGGGCCUGUCCAUUACAGAUCAUGCUCUUCUGCUGCUUUCUUGGGGAAAGUGGGAAAAGGAAGGAAUUAUAAAAAAAAUGUGAGGAUAGUUGAAUAAAUUACAGUGUGUCCACAUACUGGUAGAAAACCAAUGCAGUCAUUGCAGCAGCAGUAUUAGAGUGAAAAGAAUGAGUGCAUAUAUGUGUAUGAUAUGGUCUGAUAUUUGUGAAAAUACUUAUAUAGGUAUGUGCUUAUGAGCAUCGUAAUGAGUGUGUG
This is a messenger RNA of Sus scrofa (pig), 1783 nucleotides long. Lineage: Eukaryota; Metazoa; Chordata; Mammalia; Artiodactyla; Suidae. The record is from RefSeq and is a predicted model, not a curated record.